This is a messenger RNA of Talaromyces marneffei, 2784 nucleotides long. RefSeq lists its product as uncharacterized. Gene Ontology annotation, biological process: meiotic cell cycle; regulation of synaptonemal complex assembly. Bases 1 to 2784 code for a protein of 927 amino acids. The transcript is spliced from 18 exons. The record is from RefSeq and is a predicted model, not a curated record. NCBI's taxonomy places the organism in Eukaryota, Fungi, Ascomycota, Eurotiomycetes, Eurotiales, Trichocomaceae.
AUGGACGCUGACGACGAAACCCACCAUAACGAAAACGCCAUCUCAAUAUGUGCGUUCGCAGCAGAUAUCAUGUCCCACCUAGAUGAUGACAAUGCCUCAUCUUCAGCAUUCUUGACCUGGAUGCAAGAUGCAGAUACCCGCCAGACAUUGAAUACUACGAUGGAGAUGUUGUCAUUGUCUACGAACAGGUUUUCGUUUCGUUCGUUGAGAUUAUUGGAUAGCUCUGCUACGGCGUUGUGGAAUGUGUCUAUGAGGUUUCUGCAGCGGGUUGCGGUUGGUGGGAUUGGGGGAGCUAUUGUUCAGGUUCCCCUGCUUGUGUCUCGAAUGUUAGAGUGCUGCUGUGCUGAAAAUGUUGACUCGAGUUGGAAGUUGUUACAGGUUCUUAUCAGAAGUGCCGAGAUUUGUCUAGGUUCAAGCAUAACAGUAGAAGUCACCGAUCUUCUCCGACGUGCGGCUCUCAAGGUCAACUCCAUCGAUUUCAGUGAGCUGGCUGAUCCGGACCGUCAAGAUUAUAUUGCUCGGUAUCAUUUUCUAUGUGCUUGGAUGGCACUGAAGAAUGAAGACAUCAAGGAUUUUGACUUGCACUUCUCACUUCUACCUCGGGAUGUCACCAAGAUGAGUCUGGGCUCACGAGAACAGUAUGCUAGUAUAUGUCUGUCUGCGCUUCGUCUGGCAGUCAAGCAUGGCUAUAGAGAGUUAGCAGAAUUAUUGUUGCAGAAAUUGUCAGAAACGUUCAGCAUACUACGGCAGUGUCACCAAGAAGUUCUUGAGUAUAAGAAAUUAGUUUCGGGAUUUUUCUAUGGUCUCGCAACCUUGGAAGUGAAAGAUAUGUCGGAAGCAUUCAAUAGUCGAAGAAGCGAGCUUCUCCAGAGUACUGAAAAGGAUCUAGAAGGCCCAUUAGGUUUGUUUCUGCAACUCGAGGUAGCGUCUAGACAAGAAGCUUUCGACAAGGAUGUUUACCACCAAAUCUUGAUCAAGUACAUCAAGACCAUGGAGCCUACUAAGGACAAGUUUAAGAGAUGCUUGCAGUAUAUACUCAAACUCCGACCUCAAGAUCCUGAAAACACUAUGAUGACCUUGAGGUUACUUUACCAACGAAUAAAUGUGUUCGCCCAAGACGAGAAUUGGCUACAACAGAACUUUGUCUCUCUGUUACGCCUUGUUCCUUCGCCGCCAUGGAGACAUACUGAAUCGCUACACUUUCUGACUGAUCUUGCAACUACUUUGAAUAACAUACUCGAGGAGCCCCUGUGCACAGCGGCGAGUAAUGCAGCUUUAAUUUUCAUGUGGAAGUACAUCGAAUCUGCUUGCUCAAACAGUGAUUACCUUGAAGCUCAGGCGUGGUGUCACUUUUGUCAAAACAAGCUCUUUGAUCGAGCGAUUCCUAAGAACAAAGCCAAUGUUUUGAGAAAAACAAUGGACUGUUCGUUUCAGACUGGAGACUAUGCGGAAGUGAAAUCCGCCUGGGAGCUUCUUGACAAAGAAGAAAGGGACCCAACAACGAUACACAUCAUGUAUCAGGUGUUGCUCAGAGAUUCAGACAUUGAUAUGGCUGCGAGUCUCCUGGUAUCCCUUAUCGAGCUGGAAAACGGAGAGCAUCGUUAUGUUAUAGCUACGGUAGCUGCAGCAGUAACAGUGUCCUCUCAGCUUAGGCGAGCUGCCCUUGAGAGUGCCUAUACCCUCAUUAAAAAGCAUCCGGUUGUUUUGAAGAAGAAGCCGAUCAACCUUGACCUGCACCGGGCUUUUAUUAGGCUCAUAGUCUACGAAUUGCGGGAGGACGUCGGUGAUGUAGAAUAUUUGAGGGAGCAGAUGUGUGAGGUGUUGUCAUGGGUGAAAUGUGCAAUUAGCCAGGAACCUUCCGAUGCUAAUGACCAUGACUGGUUCGUUCGUUGCACGUAUGUGCUGCUUCUGGAAUCGAGGGAUUGGGCUGCGAGCCAUCAACUGCUGAUCCUGGACGUUUGUUUCAAACUCAUUGACAUGUACCCAAAAGAUGUCGGUAUCGACGUCAAACAUGAGAUGGAUCGCCGUCAAAUCUCCUGCAACCUUCUUGGAAUACUAAUCGACACCAACAUGGCGCGAGCAGCAAAAUCCACUGACAUCAAGACAACAUACUACCUCAUGGUAACACAUCGACACGCGGAUAUUCAGAGAAUCAUAGCAUCGUACUCAAAUAUAUCAGAUGUAACUAAAUACCUAGAUUUUACCAUCCUUGAGAGAUACCACGAGAUUCUAUGCUUCUACCUGGAAGCUGUUAUAUACCUCCAACAAUGGCCAGCCGUGGAAGCAUUUAUCAAAGCAGCAUCUUCGACUAACAGUGACUUCGCCCGCUCAAUAAUGGUAGAUAUGAUCUUGACAGCCGACAAGAUGCCUAUCGAGCACGUCAUUCGCAAUCUACAAGAGCUACUCAAUUCCCUUCAACACACAGACGCCAAACGUCUCAGCUUCAUCAGAUGCAUCUUCGAUAUAUGCCUCCACCAACGUAGAAAUGACAUACGCAUCUGCGAGACGAUACUCAAUCAAGCCCUCACCACUGCCCGAGACAUCGCAUCCGCCGAAAACAACCGUCGAGAAGAUGAACUGGAAUAUCUCAGCGCGAAAUCAUUCAACUACGCCGUCGAUCUCUACCUGAGCGACCAACAAGUCGACGCACAACGCUGGGCUCGCAAGGCUAUUGAAUUAUCGACGUUGAUGAGGAAUGAUUAUGGCCGGUUAGCGCUGGCACUACAGGUCAAGUACGAGAAAUGGCUUACGUACCGCCUCGAAAGUACAGACCCAUCAUCUUAG